GUCCGGAAGUGCUGGCGGACCACGGGCUGGACCACCGGCCGAACCAGCUGCCCGGGACGGGCUCCGGGUCCCCCAGGUCCACCGCGGUGCUGGAGCCGGACUGGGAGAUGGUCUUCGUGCUGCCGCCUUUGGACUGAGACAGAGUCUCCCUGCAGCUCGGCAAGCCGCCGCCCCCCGGAGGUCAGAAAUAGAACUGCACCUGCCCGGAGUUUACCGGCAGAGGGAGACACGUGACGGGCUUUGUGACGUCAUCGGAUCAAACCGGAGCAAAGGCCGGGAGUCCGAGAGAGAGAGAACGAAUAUUAGUUUUAAAUAAAUGAAAUUAAACUGCGGUGACAAGGGAAUUCUUCCAGUGUGGGGUUAAUAAAGUUUAUAUAAUCAAGUCAAACACUCUUAUUUCAACAUCAGUGAAGCCUUCAGGGCCAUAUCAGCUGCUGUCAGUCAAACUGCUUUUAAUGAUAAAAUCACACUCAUUGAUUGAUGGUGUGUGUGUGUGUUUGCUGGAGUCUGAUUUCUCCUCUUUAAAGUCACAUGACUUAAGGAAGUUUUCAGCUGUUGUACUAAAAUUAACCCUUCAGGUGAUUGGCUGGAAGACUGACACACACAGCCAUCUAGGGUGUGUGUGUGUCACUCAGAACAGCAGUCAGAGGACCACAGGGCAGCAGAUGGCGCUCUCUCAGAUUACCCCCACCCUGUUUCUCAGUGGGGCCGACGCCCCUCUCAAUGCAGCACUGGUGUCGAAGAAAGGCAUCACACUGAUUGUCAAUGCCACACUGAGCCACGCCUGCCCCGCCUACCCAGGGGUGGAGUGCCUGCGGGUCCCUGUGUCCGACCUGCCGAGCGCCCACCUCGGGGAUUACUUUGAUUGGGUGGCUAAGCGUAUCCAUGGUAACUGUGGCGGCGGGACGCUGGUGCACUGUGCCGCCGGGAUGAGCCGCUCUCCAGCGCUGGUGAUGGCGUACCUGAUGCGCUACAGGGGCGUGACACUGCAGCAGGCGCACCACUGGGUGCAGGAGAGCCGGCCCUGCGUCCGGCUGAACGCCGGCUUUUGGGAGCAGCUGCUGCAGUAUGAGAAGAGGCUGUACGGGAGGAACACCGUCAGGGUGGCCCCAGAGCCGCCACCCAGGACACCGCAGCUGGCCAGGCCUCAGCAGCAGAGGGGCCCGUUAACACUGGUGCCCAGGUCACCGCUGAUGUCCCGUGCUCAGGUGACAUCAUCAGCAAGCCAAUCCAGGAGGGGAUCCAAAACCAUCAAAGUCUGAAACUCAAACACCUGGAUCCUCAGAGUGAUCCCUGCACACACCCUGGUCCCUGAACACAGCUGCCUCCCUUCACAACCCGGAUCCCUGAACACACCUGGAUCCCUGCACACACCUGGAUCCCUGAACACACCCGGAUCCCUACACACACCCGGAUCCCUGAACACACCCGGAUCCCUGCACACACCUGCACACACCUGGAUCCCUGAACACACCUGGAUCCCUGCACGCAUCUGGAUCCCUGAACACACCCGGAUCCCUGCACACACCUGCACACACCUGGAUCCCUGCACACACCUGCACACACCUGGAUCCCUGCACACACCUGUCUCCCUGAACGCAUCCGGAUCCCUGAACACACCCGGAUCCCCGCAUACACCUGAAGCAGGUCUCUGAGCAUGCUCAGUUCUUUUCAGUUUUUCCCGGCCCAUUCCCUCUUCAUGUUUACAUUUUGGCCCCGGGCCAUGUGUCAGCUUGGUCCGGCCCUGCUGAGCCCACCUCAGCACCACCAGCAUUAACUAUGUGUUGUUCUUGCUUUGAGUCUAAUGAUGAUUCUGUUCAAAUGUAAAAGUACGAAAUAAAUGUAAUAAAAAA
Messenger RNA from Oreochromis aureus, 1853 nucleotides. Its product is annotated as dual specificity protein phosphatase 18. Gene Ontology annotation, biological process: protein dephosphorylation. The record is from RefSeq and is a predicted model, not a curated record. Gene Ontology annotation, molecular function: MAP kinase tyrosine/serine/threonine phosphatase activity. NCBI's taxonomy places the organism in Eukaryota, Metazoa, Chordata, Actinopteri, Cichliformes, Cichlidae. Bases 456 to 1262 code for a protein of 268 amino acids. Gene Ontology annotation, cellular component: cytoplasm. The transcript has 3 exons.